Molecule: messenger RNA, 15841 nt
Organism: Anopheles stephensi (Asian malaria mosquito)
Lineage: Eukaryota; Metazoa; Arthropoda; Insecta; Diptera; Culicidae
Product: ankyrin-3
Exons: 22
Coding region: 1242-14705 (4487 amino acids)
Biological process (GO): signal transduction
Molecular function (GO): protein binding
Source: RefSeq, a predicted model, not a curated record
UAUGAAAGCAUGUAGAUCAACUGAAAAUCAAAAUAGCAUCAGAAACAAAAUUUCCCCAGCAGCAAGCAAACGUGAUCUUUCAGCAAACUGUGCUUGGCUGACGAUCACGCAUCCGCAGACACAACAAACCAACUCGCUCGUGUUGGAAAACAGACGAAGCCAACACUAUACCAUCGUUUGUUUUUUUUUCUGUGAAACUAAUUCUCUGCAGUAAUUCCCAAGCAUCGGAUCAAUUAAACGGCCAUACGGUUAUUUAUGAGUUUCCUCCAUCCACUCACUAAUAUUUGAGCAAUUUUCAAUAUUUCAUGACUACUGCAGACCUGUUGCUUUCCGUACCCGAACUGCGUCGGGGUUUUUUGAGGGGGGUACGCUUCGCCCUAUGCUUACUAUUUUUAGCUGUCGCGUACCACCAAACAGCACCCUGUCCGUCUGGGACGACGAUCGGUCUAAAGUUAAUUUCCGUACACUUGCACGGACACGUUCGCCGGCCAAGCUGUUGUAUAUUUGUGUACGCGAAGCAGUUGGCAAAACGCGUACGUCAACUGGCGGCUUGAUGAAAAUGCUGUUAAAAAUUGACCGACAGAAGAGCAGACAGCAUUUUCACCCCGAUCGCAGGAACGCGCGCGUGUGUGUGUGGCUACUAUUUUGCUUUCUAUUUAAUGCACGCUAGAGCACCGCCACACUUUUCACACCAAACGUUGGCGUUUCUGCACAACAACAAACACAAACCAUAAUCCGUGGCAGGGUCACGUCUCGAAAAGGCGUGGGGAAGUUCUGGCGGGUGGCAGAAUUUUCCAUCCGAUCGUACCCGGUCGUACGAGGACUCGAUCACGAUCGCUCUUCAGUUGGGUUGCGUUUCGUUCGCGGGUCGACAGCCUGUAAGUGGAAGUUGUUUGAAUACUUGUGUCAGAAGCAGGCCGAAGCACAUCGUCCCCACCGGUGCGUACAGUAAUGCCGAUGCGUUCUUUGGAGUGAAAAUAUUUUAUUAAAGUGUCAUUGUCGUCUGAAGAGUGCUUUACAUGAUAACCUACCGUAACGUGAGCAAUUAAUUAAGAGCCAUUUCACAGUGAAGUGUGAUUCCUUCCGAACGGCAAGUGGGCCAGUGCGAGCAAGUGUAGCGUGAAGUGGUGGUCGAAAGCAAAAAGCGAGUGUGAUAUAACUGUGUAAAUAAAACUGCGCUUUUUGGAAUAGCAAGGGAUCGACCGACAAAAGGAAGGCAGACCAACGGGCCGACAUAAACCAUGCUGACACUAAAGAAGCGUUUUCCAUCACUACAAAGCCUUGGCUCUGAUGGAAACACAUCGUUCUUGCGUGCCGCAAGAGCAGGCAACCUGGAGAAAGUGUUGGAACACUUGAAAAAUAAUAUUGACAUCAAUACUUGCAAUGCGAAUGGCUUAAACGCACUGCAUCUCGCGUCGAAGGAUGGGCAUGUUGCGGUGGUGACGGAACUGUUGGCCCGCGGUGCCACAGUCGAUGCGGCCACCAAGAAGGGCAACACUGCGCUGCACAUCGCUUCGCUGGCUGGGCAGGAGGAUGUGGUGAAGCUGCUGAUCAAGCACAAUGCUUCCGUUAACGUGCAGUCGCAGAAUGGCUUCACGCCGCUGUACAUGGCAGCGCAGGAGAACCACGAUUCGGUCGUGCGGCUGCUGCUGUCGAACGGUGCGAACCAGAGCCUCGCCACCGAGGACGGAUUUACGCCGCUGGCAGUCGCCAUGCAGCAGGGCCACGAUAAGGUGGUGGCUGUGUUGCUGGAAAGCGACACUAGAGGCAAGGUGCGUCUGCCCGCGCUGCACAUCGCCGCUAAAAAGGACGACGUGAAGGCUGCAACAUUGCUACUAGAGAAUGAUCAUAACCCGGACGUAACGUCCAAAUCGGGAUUCACCCCACUGCACAUUGCGUCGCAUUACGGAAACGAGGCCAUGGCCAAUCUGCUCAUCCAGAAGGGAGCGGACGUGAACUACGCGGCAAAGCAUAACAUCAGCCCACUGCACGUCGCCGCUAAGUGGGGCAAAACCAACAUGGUCGCGCUGCUGCUCGAGAAAGGCGCCAACAUCGAAAGCAAGACACGGGAUGGCCUAACGCCGCUGCACUGUGCCGCCCGCUCCGGACACGAACAGGUAGUGGACAUGCUGCUCGAACGUGGUGCCCCCAUCAGCUCGAAGACGAAGAAUGGACUGGCCCCACUGCACAUGGCCGCUCAGGGCGAGCACGUGGACGCGGCCCGCAUUUUGCUUUACCACCGUGCUCCGGUGGAUGAAGUUACCGUGGACUAUCUGACGGCACUGCACGUAGCAGCACACUGUGGUCAUGUGCGUGUGGCGAAGCUGUUGCUCGAUCGCAAUGCAGAUGCGAAUGCACGUGCGCUGAACGGGUUCACACCGCUACACAUUGCCUGCAAGAAAAAUCGUAUCAAGGUGGUGGAACUGUUGCUGAAGCACGGCGCCAGCAUUAGUGCCACGACCGAGAGUGGGCUGACGCCGCUGCAUGUCGCUUCGUUCAUGGGAUGCAUGAACAUUGUCAUCUAUCUGCUGCAGCACGAUGCCAGCCCCGAUGUGCCGACGGUGCGCGGCGAAACGCCAUUGCAUCUUGCGGCCAGAGCCAAUCAGACCGAUAUUAUUCGCAUUUUGCUGCGCAACGGGGCCCAAGUGGAUGCACGCGCCAGAGAACAACAAACACCGCUGCACAUUGCCUCGCGCCUGGGUAACGUCGAUAUCGUGAUGCUGCUACUUCAGCACGGUGCUCAGGUCGAUGCCGUCACCAAGGAUAUGUACACCGCACUGCAUAUUGCCGCCAAAGAGGGCCAGGAUGAGGUUGCGGGCGUUCUGUUGAACAACGGGGCCCAGAUCGAUGCGACCACCAAGAAGGGCUUCACACCGUUGCACCUGACAGCCAAGUACGGUCACAUGAAGGUUGCGGAGCUGCUGCUGGAGAAGAACGCUCCGGUGGAUGCGCAGGGCAAGAAUGGCGUUACUCCACUGCACGUCGCCAGCCACUAUGACCAUCAGAACGUGGCUAUGCUUUUGCUGGAGAAGGGUGCCAGUCCGCAUGCUACCGCCAAGAAUGGUCACACACCGUUACACAUUGCAGCGCGCAAGAAUCAGAUAGACAUUGCCAAUACGCUGCUGAAGUACGAGGCACAGGCCAAUGCGGAGAGUAAGGCCGGGUUCACGCCGCUGCAUCUGAGCGCUCAGGAAGGACACACCGAGAUGUCCGGACUGUUGCUGGAGCAUAAGGCCAAUCCGGACCAUCAGGCUAGGAACGGAUUGACGCCGAUGCAUCUCUGCGCUCAGGAGGAUCGGGUCAGUGUGGCGCAGGUGUUGGUAAAGCAUGGUGCCAACAUGCAGGCCGCUACCAAGGCAGGCUACACGCCGCUACACGUCGCUUCCCACUUUGGUCAGGCUAACAUGGUACGCUAUCUGAUUGAGCAGAACGUGGAUGUGAACACGUCCACCGGCAUCGGUUAUACGCCAUUGCAUCAAGCUUCGCAGCAAGGACACUGCCACAUUGUUAACAUUUUGCUGGAAAAUAAUGCUGAUCCUAACGCUAUUACAAAUAAUGGACAAACUUCGCUGAAGAUUGCACAAAAGUUGGGCUACAUCAGUGUGCUCGACUCGCUGAAAUCGGUGACGGAUUCGAAGGCCACACCGGAUCAGCCACCAUCCGAGGAGAAGUAUCGUGUUGUAGCGCCGGAAGCGAUGCACGAAACCUUUAUGUCCGAUUCAGAAGAGGAAGGAGGUGAAGAUACUGUACUGUCUGAUCAACCGUACCGCUACUUGACGGUCGAUGAGAUGAAGUCUCUGGGCGAUGAUUCGCUGCCGAUCGAUGUGACUCGCGACGAGCGAAUGGACUCUAACAAGAUGGUUCAGAGUACCGAUUCGCAUCAGUUCCCGCCAACGGCGCUGGAAGACUCGAUUAGCCCGCAGCAUGCAUCCAUGGUACAGUCCGGUAUCUCGGCGACCGACUUUACCGACAACAUCAAUAUCGAGCGUCACUCGCACGUAGGAAAACUUCACUGGAAGAAUUUCCUGGUCUCCUUCCUCGUCGAUGCACGCGGUGGAGCCAUGCGAGGCUGUCGCCACAGUGGUGUGCGCAUCAUCGUACCGGCACGCUCGGCGGCCCAACCAACUCGCAUCACGUGCCGCUAUGUGAAGCCCCAGCGUACCAUGCAUCCGCCACCACUGAUGGAAGGCGAGGCGCUAGCUAGCCGCGUCCUAGAGCUUGGCCCGGUCGGUGCCAAGUUCCUGGGUCCCGUCAUCAUGGAGGUGCCGCACUUUGCAUCACUGCGCGGCAAGGAGCGCGAAAUCGUGAUCCUACGCUCGGACAAUGGAGAAACUUGGCGCGAGCAUAACAUCGACAUGUCGGACGAAAUCAUUCACGAUGUGCUGAACGAAUGUUUCGAACCGGAAGAGCUCGCACAGCUGGACGAGCUGGGCGGUGGACGUAUCUGUCGCUUUGUGACGUACGACUUCCCACAGUACUUUGCGGUGAUUUCGCGCAUCCGCCAGGAGGUGCACGCCAUCGGACCGGAGGGUGGCAUGGUGUCGAGCACGGUCGUGCCGCAGGUGCAGGCCGUCUUCCCGCAGGGCGCGCUGACGAAGAAGAUCAAAGUGGGGCUUCAGGCUCAACCGAUCGAUCCAGACUUGACGGCGAAGCUGCUGGGCCGUGGAGUGGCCGUCUCGCCCGUGGUGACAGUGGAACCGAGGCGUCGCAAAUUCCACAAAGCGAUCACGCUCAGCAUGCCAGCGCCGAGAGCCCACAGCCAGGGGAUGAUCAAUCAGUACUCGGGCAGUGCCCCAACGUUGCGGUUGCUAUGCUCCAUCACCGGUGUGUUUCGGAAAAGAUCUCUGAAAGGUGGUACGACACGGGCCCAAUGGGAGGAUGUCACUGGAUCGACGCCGCUCACGUUCGUGAACGAUUGCGUAUCGUUCACGACCACCGUAUCGGCACGGUUCUGGCUGAUGGACUGCCGCAACAUUGCCGAUGCAACCAAGAUGGCAACCGAGCUGUACAAAGAAGCCAUACACGUGCCGUUUAUGGCUAAGUUUGUCGUGUUCGCCAAGCGUACCGAUCCGCUAGAGGCGCGUCUCCGUGUCUUCUGCAUGACAGAUGAUCGUGAGGACAAAACGCUCGAGCAUCAGGAACAUUUUACGGAGGUCGCCAAGAGCAGGGACGUGGAGGUGCUGGAGGAUAAACCGCAGUACAUUGAGCUGGCCGGCAACCUGGUGCCGGUAACGAAAUCGGGCGAACAGCUGGCCCUUCCGUUCAAGGCGUUCCGCGAGAAUCGACUGCCGUUCGCGGUGCGCGUCAAGGACCAGCACGCGGACAUCGUGGGCCGAACGCUGUUUAUGCGCGAGCCGAAGAUAGCGAAGGGUGAACCGCCGCAGCAACCGAUCUGCAUACUGAACAUCGUCCUGCCGGAAACGAUCAUACCGGAACAGACGACCACGAUUAGCGAUUCGCACGAAAUUAUGCUACGCGUGGGACGCUCCCGGGCCGUUGUUCCACCGCGCCAGCUCGUCGACGAUCAGAACUAUCUGGGCGAGUUGCGCAUCGUGGACAUCUCGAACCUGCUCGGUGAGGAUUGGAUUAAGCUAGCGCCGGAAAUUGGUGUCAGCGAGACGGAUGUGGAAAAUAUUGUCGCUCAAAUACCGACCAGCACGGCACAGCAGGCGCAGGCCAUGUUGAAGCAAUUCCAGUCGAAACCGAACAAUGACUUUAACAUCCUCGAAAAUGGGUUGCGUACGAUCCAUCGGGACGAUAUCGUGGAGCGGUGUAUACGUAGUGCGACGACCACCGGGACCACGACCACCGUGACCAUGCGCAACAAAACUUCCUUCUCGAUCGGCAAACGUAGCGUCGAUGCGGUGGAAAUGUUCUCCGAAACGGAUUCCAUUGUAAAGAUGGCACAAAAAGAAGAUCGCCUCUCCAAAACGGAAUCCACCAAAUAUUCGGGCGAAGAAAAAACCGUCGAAGAGUCGGAAGAAUCGGAAGAGGAAAUGGUGAAGAAAACGGUGGCCGAGCGAAGGAAACAGAUCGAGAAACGGCUUUCGGCGGAUCGAUCGAUACCGGCCUCGACGCAGAAAAGGGAGCUGGUGGAGGAAAUUAUUACCAUCAAGCGGCAAAGUGUUAUUGAUGAUACGCGCGCGAAGCACGAGGAAGAAAUAUUGCUCCAAAAACCGAUCGACAACACCUACAAAUCGUCUACCAUGCCCGAACCGGUGGUGAAGCUAAAAACGACCGUCGUCAAGGAUGGACCGGGUGUGCGGAAGGAUGAGUUCGAACAGGAACUGCAGGACAAGUUUAAGGCAACGCUGAAGAACGUGGAAGAGUUUGAGCACAAGUCGGAGGUGUUGGAGCACAUGGCCACGGAAGUGACGGUUGUGCCUUCGCCCCGAGUCGUGGAAGAGAUUAAGAAGAAGGUCGAGGAACGUGUGCCGCAAGACUCUGCGUCUGUGGAGCAGAUGGUCGAAAGUGUGACUCCGGUGCCGAAGGAGCGUGUACCGGUACCGGCCAAGCGUACCAGUCUCACCAAGGAACCGGAAGAAUUCCAGGGCGUUGUGGAGGAAUCGAUCAAAGAUGUUAAGCAACGCAUUAGCUCGUUCGAGACCAAGUCCAAGAGUGAGUCGCUCGUGGACAGCAAGCAGUCCUCGGUCGAUACUACCAGCGGACGUGACUCGUGGAGUGAAGAGUAUCGUGCAGAACAGCGACACUCCAGCGAUACGAAGCGUACCGAAUCGGAACAGAUUUCCGAAGAUUCGGAACAGGAACUGUUGCUGCUUCAGAAGGAUGAUACCACGUGCCAAUCGCGCACGGUUGAUGAACUGUCAAGCGUGCAGACAACACACCAGGCAAGCACCACCGUGGAACAGGUGAAAGUGCACGGUGUUUCACGCACAGUGGAGAAGGAAGCUCACUUCGAAGAGUUCGCUGCGACCGACAUCAGCACUGUGCCCCAAUCGAAGGAAUACGAUUCCGAACCAUCAUCACUGUCGGAAACUACCAGCACUUCCAAGCGUGAGGAAAGCAUUUCGCAGCACUUCAAGUCCGAAACUGUCAGCAAGGUAGAGGAAACGGUUACCAAGAUGUCAACAACGGUGGCGUCUAAAAUGAUGCAGGAUAAGCUGCAGGAACCGUUCUCCUUUGCCGUGGACGAUGAAACGAUUGUGCGGGAAGAGUUUGUAGCGCGCAGUGCCGAGAGCAGUAGCUUCACCGAUCGGAAGGUAGAAUCGGUUGUGCGCGAAAUUCGUGACCAGGAACCGGUCGUUGAGAAGCACGACAUGCAUCGCGAGGUGAAGGAAACGUCCGACAAAAUGGCUGCCCUGAUGACGAAGGAAACGGUACAGUCGGCGGACGGUACCGUGCCCCAGGUGUCCUCGACCGAGGCGUACACCGUCGAGAGUUUCGAUGGGCUGCAGUCGGAGACGGUCAGCAAGGAUGCGAUGGGUAUGGUGGCGGAACGUACCGAUAAAACCAUUUCCAGCAUUGAAACGGGCGUUCGGCAGGGUGAGGAUACGGUCAGCGAGAAAAUUGUCGAACGCGAGGAAGAGGUACGCCGGGUGGAGGAGAAAACGGCUGACAAGUCGGUGGACAGGCCGUCGGUGAUGGAAACGGUUUCGCGUACAGUUUCGCAAGAAAUUACCUCCAAAAUACCGGUACCGUCGAAGAAAAGCUCACCGGAUGCAAAGGAGCAGUCGCCAACAUCGGUCCCAAAGCCCGAUGAGCCACCAACCAAAGUGGACGAGUCCCCAAAGCUGUCUGAAGUAACAUCGCUUGCCGAAGAAGUGGUAGAAUCGGUCACGGAACAGGUUGAGUCGGUAGUUUCGAAAAUUCCACGCUUCGGAACUGCUAAGCCACAGCAACCAUCCAAACCGGAACCGGUUGUGACGGCCAAGUCACCUGAACCGGAUAGUGCCAGCCUGUCUAAAAUACCGGUCCUGAAGGACCGUAAAGUGUCGGAACAGUUUUCAAGCGAUUCUUGCGAUACGGUAAUCGUACAAAAAUCGAUCGAAGAACAGGAGCGCUCCUUGGUCGAAGAAUCCACGAUGGAGCAAAUGCAUCGCGAAGAGGACGAGGAGAUUAUGUCCGCAACUGCGUACGGUAAUGAACGGGCAGUGACCGAGAUCAUCACCGAGGAUCAUCGUGCCGUAACACCGGACGACUUUAUCGACGAGAUCAUCGAUGAAGCGCAGGGCAAGGUGCAGCAACUUCAAUCGGCCGAAGUGACGGUCGGUACACUGGAUCUAAGCCACUCGGAAGAAGAAUCGUUCGACAAGUCUGCCUACCCGAUGCAGGAAUACAUCUCCGAAACGGGACGCGUUGCCUACGACGCAAAUGCGACCAUCGACGAGGACGAACCGGAACACGACAAGUGGAAAGAUACGUACACCGAACACGACGAUGCAUUACAGACGUCGACCAGGCUCGAAGGCGAUGAAGAGUAUCUAGAGGUGGUCCGGUCGGAGGCAGGCCGGCUGGUCGACGACGUGCUGGAGCAGAGUGUAUCGAUCGUCAGCAGCUCACAGCCGGGCCCGUUGACGAUCGAUCGUGAUCUGCAGCCACCGUCCGAAAGCGAACAGUACGCGAUCCGUAGCGACAUCCUGUCGUCUACCGAUGGGGACGCUGUGGUGAAGUCGCCCACCAUCGAAUCCAUGUCCGGCAAAUCGUUCGAUGACAAUAUGAGCAAUCCCGAGUAUGACCCAUUGCUGCUUGGUUCCGCCUUCGGAGCGACGGCGGUCGGUGCCGAUGGGCAACCGUUUGCGCUUCCUACCAUGCAGCAAGACAUACACGAAGAAGCCGAUCACGAAGCGCGUGAAGAUGUCGGGAGGAUGUCGGUUGAGGAUGGUGAUGUUAAGCUUGAAGCUGGCAAAGCAAUUGUCGGUGAUGUUUGCUUACCAACCGCUGAUCGUGCAGUAGAUGAGAGCACGAAACCAGUGCCGGACGACAGUGAGCUUGUCGAUCCGGAACGAGCCACUGCCGAUCGAAGAGCGAAAAAGAUCGAUCGCAAGUAUGCGCGCCUUUCGUCGGACCUUGGGCCGGAGGUGCUGCUCGAUAAGAACCCCGAGUACGAUGAUGCGAUCUCCCAGAUUAAAGACGAAGUGUCGAUGCUGCAGAGCGAAUACUCCAAACUGAGCUGGGACGAGAGCGUAUCCAUGACGACUGGAGAUUUCGGUUCCAGCACGCCCGACAAUGAUCUGCAAGAAACAGAUUUGCAACUACAAACAGAAAAUAACAUACCCCAGACAACGUCUCGCAUUGACUCUCAAACCAUAGCAGCCGCCUCUGCUGGCGAAGCUGUAUCUGAAGCUUUCGCUAGCGGUCAGAACAAUGUUGCUAUCGCUGCAAGUACUACUACUACUGCUACCACUACCACUACUGCUGCAACCGCCCUGACAGCUGCUAACGCUACCGACGCUAAUGAUGCUGCUACCGCUGAUCUUCACCACGUUCUCGCUGCCGCUUCUGCUACUGGGUUCGAAAGACAGGAGCAUACCAGCUCCACGGUAGCUGGCACCUUCGCCCAGCAGGACCACUCGUCAUCCAUCGCGUCUACCGAACCGGAAAAACCAAGCCUAGAUUCGUCCAGCUACGAUGGGCAACCCGUACCGAAGCCACGUACCAGCAUUUCUUCCCGCACGGACACGGCUACUCGGUCCAGCCUGCUGGAAUCGUUCGAGCAUCAGGAUUCGAUCGAACAGUAUCCGGAACCGAUGCCAGCACACUCCAGUGCUGACGUGGACCUGAAUCUCCGCCAAGGUUCGAUCACGUCCGACGAUCUGUCGCACGUGGCCCAGAAGGAUUCAAGCGAAAUGGUUACAAGCGAGGAGGACAUAUCGACUGGUGCGAAGUUCUUCAUUGGUGAGUGUAGCAGCGACAUCAUCACACGAUCCUCGACCGAGAAGCGAUCGGACUAUGCGUUCGACAACGAAGGCUACACGUUCUCGCAAGACUCGCAAGGCACCGAUGAUGAAUCGCGUCGGGAAGCGAUGGAAGCGUACCAGCAACAGAUUAAGCUAGAAGAUGGGUUUACGCUAGACUCGCUCAAGGAGCUAGACAUGGGUUUACGCUCAUCAGGAAAGCCGCCCGUAGUACACUCCCCGGUUAGCGCAUCCGCCGUCCAACCGGUUACGAAACCAUCACAAACGGUCGAGCCGGGAGAAGCAACGAUACUCGACACGACCAACGAGCAAUACUCGCACAUGACAAUCGACGAGAUCACCAUUGCCAAAACGCUCGAAGAGGUUAAGGAAUCGCUGGACGCGGUGCAGGAAGAGCUGAUCGAAGCCGUGUCGGACGGUACCCCAAUCAAGCAAUCGCCCUCGGAGUUUGAGUUUAAGAUUCUGCCCUCGACACGCUACGUGCAGGAUCCGAUCUACGAAACGAAUCAGGAAGAAGCGGUCGCUGUUUCCACCGCUACGUCGGCAGCCAUUACCACUACCACGAUCGUAAGCGAAAGCGUUCUUUCCGAUUCUGAACCGAAGCCUUCGGUGGUCGGACCUCCGAUAACAAUCGACGAACCACCAACUGGCGGAUCGUCCGACAGUUCGCAGGUAGAAAUGUCGGCACGCUUGCGACACGGUCCGCAUCAGGGAGUACAUCAGCCAAAGGGUAGCCGAUGGUCGACAACCGAUGUGGACAGUUCGGGUGAAAGCCAUUACCAGAGUUUCGAGCACACGGACAGCAGCAGACCACUUUCCUCGGACAUUGAGCAACAGAUGUUGCCGUACGCGUCGUCCGAGUACGAGACGGCGCAGGAUCAUUCGAUAGUGCCCACCUCGAUCGGGACGGAAUAUCACAGUGCCGUUAGCACACUGCACUCGUACCCGGUUAGCUCGCACGACAGCAUGAAGAGCUUCGACUCGGAAAGCUCCGGCAAUCUGGCUAGCAUCGAGUCGGAAGCCACCGAAACGCUCGUCCCGUCGACAAUGGAUGUGGAUUUCGACUCAUCCGAUGCGGCCCUCAUUCACGACGAUUCGGAAGAUGAUUUGCGCGAUAAAAUGUUGCUGCUGGAUGAUAAGGAAGAACUCUCGUCCAAUGCUAGCAGCGUGCCGAUCGCUAUGAAACGCUCGCACGAGAUGGACUUUGCCGAGCUGAAGAGUGACUCUAUGGCGGAGGAAAGCAUGCACUUUAGUGAGCAGCGAGAAGCGGCUGGUGCCGCCGUCGAGAUGAUGAUGCAGGAUGAAAAGCUGCUCAGCUCGAGCAUCGGUACGGCGCGCGAUUUGGUCGAGGCAAUGCAGGCAACAAGCCUGGAGGAUGUCAAGACCGAACCGGCGGAUGAUGCGAAACUCGGUACAAGCCUGGAAGAUGGUAGCAUUCUCUCGAUCAGCCUGUCCAGUGCGUCCAAUUUGGAAACGAUCAUGGAAAACUUGUCGGAAAAGACGACCGUACCCGGCCCUGUACCGACACACGUGGAGAUUGGGCUGGAUGCCGUAACGCCUACUACGGCUGGCGGUACAACGGGAUACAUCGGAGACAUUACGCUCACGUCGACCGUGCUUAAGGAGGGCGAUGUAAACUUCCUCAACACGCAAGCCACGACCGAGAUCAUAGAGGUGAGCACCGGUGGCGAUUUGUUGGGGCGUGAUGAAAGCGAAGAAACGGUUCGCAAACGUGGCCACAAGCGCACCGAAAGUACGUCCAUCAUUUCCGGCAAGUUUAUGGCGGACAUGGGAGAGGGCAACCGCGACUCGAUCGAAUCGCAGGAUGAAUCACUGUCCCAGGAAGCAUCCAAGCAAGCGUCCAGCUCGGAACGUGACGAGACGCGCGAAGAAUCGUCCGAUUCCGAUUACGAUCGGUACGAGAGUGAGUACUCUCGGUCGUUCCGAGCCCCGGUGGCACAGUCCAAGAAGAAGGACAAGAAACCGGGUGGCGAUGUGUUCGAGAAGGACUUUGAGCUGGAUCGGCGCAACUCCUUCUCACCGUCGCAAUCGGUCAUCGAAACGAUCGUGGAGGAUGUGCACGCGGAGAUCGAGCAAAGUGAUGAGGCACAACAAAUUAUGGCCAGCAAGAGCCAGAUGCUGAAGGAAUACCGUGAAUCAUCCUCACACAACAUUCCGGACAUUCACGUGACGGACGACUUUGCAGAGCCACUGUCACCGAGCAAGGACGAAAUGGAUGUUUACCAGGAAGAAUCGUUUGCCGCAUCGAAACAGGUAACGACGACCGUAUCAUCUGAGACUGUUUCUAAGAGCGAAACGACAGCAGCAACAACGACGAUGACUACGACAGUAGUGUCCUCAGCGUCAUCGUCUUCCGGUGCGCCAAAGCAGACUGGAAUUCAGUACGCCAAACAGGAAGAAUACCAACUGACCGAGGAACAGUACCAGGAGCUGAUCGAGCAGAAGUACAAGGCAAAGCUGGCCGAUACGACCACCAAGUACGGGUACGACGUGGACGAUAAGGACGAUUCAGCCGGAUCGGACUCGUUCGAAAUGUUGGAACAGCCCGACAUAUCGGACGAGUUCGUCAUCGUGGAGGAGGUUGCCCGUGAAGCGCACGAGUUCGACUCCGAGGGCAAAAGCAUGGCCAUCAAGCCCACCAAGAUCGAGAAGAAGCACGACGAGGAUGUGGAGAAGAUACUGGUCAAGUCAGCGCCAGCCCACACAAACGCCGGCUCAAUGUAUGCCGCCAACAUGCGCGACGACAUGAUGUACGAGUUUGAGGAAAGUCCGCCUACGGGUGGGGCCGAAGGUGGGGUCGGUGCCGAUGGUGUUACGAUGGAUCUGCUGAACAAUGGGUAUCCGCUGGAGGAGAGCAAACGGUGGGUAGAGAUGCAGCUGGCGGAAACACAAAACUUCCGCUACCCGUACGAGGACCGGCUGGAGGACAUCAAGGAGGAGGACACCGACUUUGAGGUGGGUAGCAGCCGCAUUGGCUCCAUUAAGGACUCGUUCUCGAGCACACCGGACUACGACAUGCUGGCCAAGCGGAUGGCGUCACGCGAGCAUGACGACAUUUCUAUGAGCAGCUUGCAGGAGUUUGAAAACCUAGAACAUGUGAUUUCGCUCGAGAACCGCAAAAUGCAGCAGGGCUCACAGGACUCGCUGAGCAACGGUAGCUUCACGCGCCGGUUCAUGCAGCGAGGCGUGCACGGGGACGACAUCAGCCUGUCUAGCUUGAAAGAGUUCGAGGGGCUCGAGAAUGCCUGCAUCGAGGCGCACCUGAUCGAGAUCAAGGCGAAGGAGGAGGCCGCACUUCUGCUCUCGCGUUCGGACGAGUCAAACAAAUCGAACGGGUCGAACGGAGCUAAACGCAGUCCACCGUCGAAUGGCAGUGGAGUUCCAGUUCCGAAGAGGCAACAAUCGGGCGAAGGAUCCUCUUCAGCUCAGCAGAUUAUCAGCAGUUCUUCCAUUACCACCACCGUGGUUGGUAGCGCUGGAUCUACCGUUCCUUCAGAACUGAUCUCCACGAAGGUAGAGAAGAAGAUCACCACCGAAUCGGGUCGAGAUGGGGGAUCGGCAGUGUCCACGACCACAACAACCGUCACGACCAUCUCGCACGAAGGUCAGGUGCGUCAGGUGUUUGACGAAGAGGACCUCACCUCCCAUGUGCUGACCGUGUCCAGUGACAGUUUGGAUGGUACGAGAACUGCCCCGAAACAGCUCCCAGCCAGCCGUGACAGACUCCCGUCGGCUCACUCCAGCAGCGACAGUCUCGAAAUGCACAGCAAGAACAAUGUGGACGUGAUGACCAGCAGCAUCGAUUCGAUCGAGUUCUCGAAGACGGGUGUAGCAACUACCAGAUCGUCACAGUCCGAUUCGAUCGAGCAUAUGGCACAGCAGCAGCAGCAACCGUACCGCAGCGACAGUACGGACUCGAUCGAAGCACAGCAGCAGCAACAAAAGCUGCAGCAGCAGGCACACGCGGCACAGGCACAAGGCAUCCAUGGCUUGAGUGAUACGAAGCGGGACUCGCUGGAAUCGCUCACUGCCGCGAGCAGUGACAACCAGAGCGGGUUCAGUAGCCCAACCAAAUCGGUUCACGGUUCUCGUCAGUCGUCUGAGAGUGGUGUUGGAGCUGCCAGUGCUUAUCACCAGCAGCAGCAGCAGCAACACACGGUGCAGACAACCGUGUCCUCACUCCACACGACCACUGUCACCGGUGGACGUACGAUGCAGAAGGACAUAUCGGCCGACUCACUAACCGGGCCGGAUGCGGCAUUCCUGACCAGCACCGAAAGCCUCGAAACCAGCUCAACGGCCACGAACGCCACCUACCAGAAUGAAACCGAUUCCCAGAUGUCGUCCAGCGUUACCAGCUGCGAUUCCAUCACGAUGGUAGUCGACGCGGUAGGUUCGCAGGUGUUGGAUGACUGGGAUAACUUUGCCUCGUCGGCCUCGAUGGCCACCGGGCACCAGGGUACGGGUUCGGGUGGAUUCGCAACCUCCGUAAUGACCGCCUCGAUGAGCGCUUACUCUUCGGCCACCGGUGGUAGCAGCAGUGGUAGCAGUGUCGUAACCAAUGUCAUCCACACAGCUCAGCAACAGCAGCAACAACGAGAAGCGUCCUCGACCUUCUCGUCCUCCACGGUCACAAUGGUGUCCAGCUCUUCGUCGGCGACAUCGGCAAGCUUCCACGUAGCUCAACAGCAGCUGGGGGAAAGUGAACUAUUAAGUAGAGAACUGUUUCCAGGAGAAAUAGCUUUCGAUGAUGUGAAGGAAACAGCUAAGGAACGAAUGCAAAGCAAAUCGACCGAAAAGGAGGAGUAAGGGAAUCGUAAUCAACAACCCACUACACUACAGGACGGCGAUCUAAAGGUGCAAUGCAGUAGUGUGUAUUUUUCCACAAUUUUAACACAUCAUUCUUCAAACCCUACGCUACGAUUCAAAAGCCAAACCUACAGCAAAACACAACAACCUUCUUCUCACAUUCAACCUAUACGUAUAUAAGUUCUCCGACGGUAGCGAAUCAAAUCGAGAGGGCAUGGGUGUGGUGAGGGGAAAUGAAUUUGAAGACCGUUACGCACGGGGUUUUAGUAAAACUUCAUCACUAAAUAAUAACCAACAGAAGAAGCUUAGCUCAGUCAGAUACAUAUUACGUUCAGCUGCAAUGAACUUAAAACUGAAACAUUCUUAAAGCUCCUUUUUAAUGUAAAUUCCACCCGGCGGGGAUUUCUUCUUCGUGUACCAUUCGAUACGGUUUGAGACGCGCCAACAAGGUUAGGGAUAGUGCGAUGAGAUGUGGGUGAGAUGAUUUAUAAAGCAAACAACCCGCUGCAAACAAGCGAGCGAUCGUUAAAUGACCAAAUGUACUGCGGUGUGCGUGUGUAAUGUGAGCUUCAACAGGGCAACUCAUGGCAUCGUGGCCUAGUUUUCAGUUACCUUCGUUCGUGCGCGACACUAGCCUAGGACGUUGGUGUACGUGAGUGCGAUGUAUUCCUUGCUGUCGCCGGCCAGUACGUAGGUGACGUUAAUUCUUAAGCUUCAAGCAUUCUUUACCGCUUAUUCGUGUGUUCGCAUAUUUAAGGUGUGUUCAUGCUUCGUGAUCGCUUUCGAUGGCAGGUGGCAACGUAACGAAAUUAAGUAAGAAAAAGCAAAAACAAAAAACAAAACAAACCAACAGGAGAAAAAGAUUAAAAGACCCCCUUAGAAAUGGCUGUCACCGUGUCAAAGGGUGUAGUUACUGUGCAUGGGCGCCACACUGACGGCCAGACCAGAUAGUAGUUGAAACCCGGGAACGAAAAGGGAGUGCAUUUGAGAUUUCCUUUGUUUCCCUUUUUUUAAAAAACAAAACAAAACAAACCGAACGGAAGAUAUUGCAAAAACCCACUGUUUGCAAACAGUAUGUUAUAGCUAAAAUAUACAAUUACUGAUCAAAUCAAACGUAUAACAAAACGUAUAUAUAU